GUUUGGGAGAGUGUGGAGCGCGCGCGUGUUGGGAAAGUGGGUGUCGCUGUGCACGCUGCUGGAGGAGCUUCACAGCGAUGUGUCGAGGACUUUAAACACACUGUGUCAUAGAGUGGUGCAAGGAGGGAGAUCGCGCCGUACUGGAUCGCGUCCCGCAACAUGAGUCCGAGCGUCUCCAUUCUGACCCAAUGCGUCUGAAGAGCCACUCUCCGCGCGCGAUGCUCUGACUGCCGUGUGUUUAUAUGGAGACACCCUAAAAAACAGUCAACCGGGAAAUGGUAACACAUGAACCUCCUCACUGGAAGGAACAUGGUUGAGAGGAGCAGUAAAUUUCUGUUCAUCGUUGUCGGCUCGGUUCUGUUCAUGCUGAUUCUGUAUCAGUACGUGGCUCCGGGGAUGAUGAACUUCGGCUCUCCGCACGGGUACAUGCUGGAGGACGAUGCGGAUCUCUUCCCGACUCCUGAUCCACAUUACGUGAAGAAAUACUAUUUCCCCAUCAGGGAUCUGCAGCGGACUGUGGAUUUUGAAAUCAAAGGGGAUGAUGUGAUCGUGUUCCUGCACAUCCAGAAGACCGGCGGCACCACGUUCGGGAGACACCUGGUCCAGAAUGUCCGGCUGGAGGUUCCGUGCGACUGCAGACCGGGACAGAAGAAGUGUACCUGUUACCGACCCAACAGGAAAGAGACCUGGCUCUUCUCUCGGUUCUCCACCGGCUGGAGUUGUGGCUUACACGCGGACUGGACCGAACUGACCAACUGCGUACCGGGGGUUCUGAACAAAAAGGAGAGCAGGAUGAAAAACCAAAGGAAGUUCUACUACAUCACCCUGUUACGGGACCCCGUGUCCCGCUACCUGAGCGAAUGGAGACACGUCCAGCGCGGAGCCACGUGGAAAACCUCCCUGCACAUGUGCGACGGGCGAACGCCCACACCGGAGGAGCUGCCCCCCUGCUACGAGGGCACCGACUGGUCGGGCUGCACGUUACAGCAGUUCAUGGACUGUCCGUACAACCUGGCGAAUAACCGUCAGGUGCGCAUGCUAGCCGACCUCAGCCUGGUGGGCUGCUACAACAUGUCCUUCAUCCCGGAGAAGAAGCGUGCGCAGGUGCUGCUCGAGUCGGCCAAGAAGAACCUGCGAGACAUGGCCUUCUUCGGCUUGACGGAGUUCCAGCGCAAAACGCAGUACUUGUUCGAACGGACCUUCCGCCUCAAGUUCAUCCGUCCCUUCAUGCAGUACAACAGCACGCGGGCCGCUGGCGUGGAUCUGGACAACGACACGGUGCAGCGGAUCGAGGAGCUGAACGACCUGGACAUGCAGUUGUAUGACUACGCCAGGGAUCUUUUUCAGCAGCGCUACAUGUACAAGCGACAACUGGAGCGAAGAGAGCAGCGCCUAAAGAACCAGCCCGCCCUCUUCCCCUUUCGUCGGACGCCCAGCUCCGAUCCUAAUUUCAGGGAUGACGGGCCGGAGUCCGAGGCGUCCCGAUUGCCCACGGAGGACUACAUGAAUCACAUCAUCAACCGCUGGUAGCAGUGCUGGGGGGAGGGGGACGGGAAAUACCGGUCGACGAGGAGGAAAAGAAUGCGACCCCCAGGUCCAAUCAAGCGGGAGAGGAAAACGGCUAACGAGAAAGAGACAGAACUUUAGCGCCACCAUCAAACACGGCCCUCCCCCCUUCUGUUGUGCUCCAGGAUAUCCUUCGCUCGUCUCGGAGAGGGAUGACUCCAGGUCAGAACUUGACCGGCUAACUUAAAGCACUGAGCCUGAACUUGAAACCAAGAGGUGAAGACUUCUGUGGGCGCAAAAUCGCCCACAGAAGGAAAGAAAAACAUGCGAAAAAAUUAUCAAAAUUAUAUUCACUGCAGAUUUUAAAAGAAUGAAACUGUAUAGAGGUAUUUGCUUAAAUGUCUGCUGCCAUUUCAGCCAUGAACUUGUGACGAUAACGGUCUGUCUUAGUUUGUUUUUAUUUUUAAAAGGGAUUUUUUCGUCCCUCAAAGAGGUAAAACUCACAGCACUGAGACCAACAGAGCUGCCUAACACUUAUUGGAUGCAAUUUAUUAGCUUUUCAUAAUCAGUGAUGACUUGAAAGGGUCUGUUCUAUUGUCCUUUUUUUUGUGUGUGUGUGUUUAUUUGCACGUCGGCUGCAAAUUUCGACGGACGGACAGACGACACGUGGACCAUAGCCAUUAUUUAAGCUUUCAGCACACUGUACGAGAAAACCCCCGUGAGCUAAGUGUACUAAUAUAAACUUACCGAAUGUGAGAGGUGUUUAUACGUUGUUAUUGGCCGAGACAAAUUCACCCAAUCCAGGCCAUUUCUUGGUAGCCGAGUUGGGAGAUCCAAAGAGGAAACUGUGUCUUAUUUUACACUUAGUAAGGAUGUGUUUCCGAGCGAAGUCCCGCUCAAUGCGUUUGACUCGAUAACGACGCCUGUGUGUCAGUCAAUAACAGGAGUGUCGUAGAGAUUGUGUGCUCGUGAAACGCAAGAGCAGAAGGAAGAAGCAGCAAACGAAGCCUUUAUAAAUGUCACCACCAUUCCCAAUUCCCAGAGACUACUCAUUAUUUACUAGGAUGACUGAGUGUGUUUGAGUUUUUAAGCAUUCUGUUAAGGAUGACUGUUGUAAGUACGCAAGCAUGUUUGGGUGUGACGUUUUUCUUUGCGAAUGUGUGUGUUUCAUGAUGACCAAUCUCUUGCCAUGGUCCUCAGGGACUGAAGCUGUUGCCAGUAAGGGGACAAGAAUGAUGUCACAUGUCUCCCCUGUGUUAACUUUGAGUUGUUUGUUGUUAAAGGAACAGUUCACCCUGAGAAAUGACCAUUCUGUCAUCUAACCCAACACGUAUGACCCAAAAAUGAUUUUCGUUGAGCUCCAAAACUGACAAACAAUCACCAGAAAGACUUGUGCAAGUGUAUUCCAAGUCACUUAAAGGGAUAGUUCACCCAAAAAUAAAAAUUAUCCCAUGAUUUACUCACCCUCAAGCCAUCCUAGAUGUAUAUGACUAUCUUCUCUCAGACGAACACAAUCAGAGUU
This is a messenger RNA of Megalobrama amblycephala (Wuchang bream), 3028 nucleotides long. It is a transcript of the gene hs6st1a, whose product is annotated as heparan sulfate 6-O-sulfotransferase 1a. Bases 286 to 1530 code for a protein of 414 amino acids. Gene Ontology annotation, cellular component: membrane. Lineage: Eukaryota; Metazoa; Chordata; Actinopteri; Cypriniformes; Xenocyprididae. The transcript has 2 exons. The record is from RefSeq and is a predicted model, not a curated record. Gene Ontology annotation, molecular function: heparan sulfate 6-sulfotransferase activity.